UUAGUAAAGACUUGCAGUUGCAUGGAGGACAACAGGUGUGGAUUUAAGGACCGGUGAAGUCAUGACGUUGAAGAGGAGACAAUAAAGUGGAGCUUAUUUAGCGUCAGUAGCAGUUAGAUGCGUCUGUCCCCUCGUCCGUGACGAUGACGAUGAAGGGCUUGUCGAGUAGCCGGAGACACCAUCACAUGGUGACCUGUGACCCCUCCUAUGACUCCAUGACCCUGGGGCGCCAAGCCCGGCCCUACCCGCUGAACCCGGGCAAUGCCCACCCGGCGGACCACCCUUACUAUGCCCAGCGAAGCUCCUUCCAGUCUGAGUGCGGACCCUACCCUGACCCGGCUAGCAGCACCUUCCCCCGAAGACACUACAGCUCCCACCAUGAACUGAAGGAUGAGUGUGCUGUGGUGCCUUACACCGGAGGCCAGGGGGGAGGCGUUAAAAACAACCGCAUCCCCCCAAACCUUCUGGAGCAGUUUGAACGGCAGGCGCCGGCGCGCCAUGACGGCUACCACACACUGCAGUACAAGUGCACAGCAGUGGCGCGCCAGCGCAGCGACAGUCCUGGGAGGAUCCGGCAUCUUGUCCACUCGGUCCAAAAGCUCUUCACCAAGUCCCAAUCCCUGGAAGGCCCAUCCGGGGAUAGGAUGAACGGAGGCAAGGCCAGCUCUGACGACCCGCCCUCCCACUCGGGCACCCUGAAGCACAACAGCAAGCGCAGCAAGAGCAAAGACCGCAGCAGGUCGGAGCCCAAGAUGCGCUCAGCCAUCUCAGGCUACUGGAGCUCGGACGACACCCUGGACCGCGAGGUGUGCCUGUACCACCACCACAGCCCCAUCCCGGGAGGCAUGCCCUCGGGGGUGAUGACCAUGGGCCGCCACCCAGGCAAGUCCCAGUCACAGUACUUCAUGGAGCAGUACAACACCAUCAGCGCCCACUCGCUGAAGACGUCACGAAGCAACAACGACGUCAAGUGUUCUACAUGCGCCGGGUUGCCGGGACUGGGCACGGGGAUGGACGGUAAUGGCCAACUGCUGAAGAAGAGCUCGUGGUCAUCAACGCUGACGGUCAGUAGGGCCAGGGAAGUCUACCAGAAAGCAUCGGUCAACCUGGACAAAGCCCCGGUCAAGGCUGAUACCUGCCAGCGGGGGGGGCGCCAGAUCUGUCAAUUCCUCCAGGUACCCCAGGACGAGUGGAGUAGGGGGUUCUUGUCCGUGGGGAAAGACGAGGAGAUCCCAUGCAGGCGUAUGCGCAGUGGCAGCUACAUCAAGGCCAUGGCGGAGGAAGACAGCGGCGACUCAGACUGCAGCCCGAAGCCCUCGCCCAAGGUGCAGGCACGCCGGGCGAGCUAUCUGAAGGCCACACAGCCAUCGCUCACCGAGAUGACCACCCUCAAGAUCUCCACCGAGUCGCACUCUCCCAAGCUGCAGAUCCGGAGCCACAGCUACCUGCGUGCGGUGAGUGAGGUUUCCAUCAAUAGAAGCCUGGACAGCUUGGACCCGGCAGGGCUGCUGGCCUCGCCCAAAUUCCGCUCACGAAACGAGAGCUACAUGAGAGCCAUGCGCACCAUUAGCCAGGUGAGCGAGGUAGAGGUGAACGGACAGAUCGAGGCAGUGUGUGAGUCUGUUUUCAGUGAGAUGGAGUCUCAAGCGGUGGAUGCUCUGGACCUCCCCAUGUCAGGCUGCUUCCGCAUGCGCAGUCACAGCUAUGUCCGGGCCAUCGAGAAGGGCUGCUCCCAAGAUGAGGAGGACAGGGUCACCAUGGUGGGGGGAAACAUGAGGGCUAUCUCAGCCCCCCGGGCCACCACCACCGUCAGGACCAUCCAGAGCAGCACAGUGUCGUCAUGCAUUACCACGUACAAGAAGACGCCUCCGCCGGUGCCGCCGCGCACCACCCCACCCAAACCUGUCAUCUCCAUCACGGCCCAAAGCAGCACCGAGUCGGCCCAGGACGCAUACAUGGACGAGGGGUCAGGCCUCCGGACCCGGAUCAGCACAUCCCAGCCCCAUCUGUCCAACUCCACUGAGAGCAUCGACAGUAUGAAGGCCCUGACUGCAGCUAUCGAGGCAGCUAACGCCCAGGUCCACGGCCCGGCCAGCCAGCACGUCACCAACAGCACCAUCACCGUCACCGCCACCGCCACCACCACUGCCUCCAGCGACAGCAAGAGGGACUCGCUCCGGAAGUGCCUCUCCAUAGGGAUACAGGUGGAUGGACCAGAGGAGGUUAGGGCGACAGAGGAGCACUCCAAGUUCCAGUCAGUGGGUAUCCAGGUGGAAGAGGAGAGAUGUUACCGCAGGAUGACCAGGUCCAACAGUGUGACCACGGCGGUCCAGGCCGACCUAGACGACCCUGACUACUAUCCCGCCGACGCUCCAGAGAUGGCGAUGCGCCACUCGGCCACCAUGCCCCGCCAGUACUCCCGGGACUCCGCCACCUCCACCGUCUCCAUCCAGGGCUCGGGCAACCACUACCACGCCCUGACUGUAGAGGAGUACGGCGAGGUGGGUGUCGACCCAUCCAUCCUGCCCCCACCCGACCCCUGGAUGGACCAAGUGGAGGGCCCAAUGGAGGUGGUGGAGGGGAGGGGGUCGUUGUGUCCCAGGGACGGGCGCUGGUUCCUCAAGCUGCUGCAGGCCGAGAUGGAGCGCAUGGAGGGCUGGUGCAGACAGAUGGAGCAGGAAGAGAUGGAGAACAAGCUGCCGGACGAGAUCCUGGGGAAGAUCCGCAGUGCAGUAGGCAGCGCCCAGCUGCUCAUGUCUCAGAAGUUCCAGCAGUUUCGGGAGCUGUGUGAGGAGAACCUGAACCCCAAUGCCAACCCCAGGCCCAUCUCCCAGGAUCUGGCUGGUUUCUGGGACAUGCUGCAGCUGUCCAUCGAAAACAUCAGCCUAAAGUUUGAUGAGCUGCACCAACUCAAAGCCAACAACUGGAGAGCCCCGGACCCCCCCGUGAUAAAGGAGAGACGGUUCGCCCCUCCAGUGCCAAAGAAGCCCCACAGGGGCCAUCCUCCCCUGGCCAGGGACCGUUCUCUGGAGAGCUCCGUUAGACAGCGGCUGGAGGCUCGCAAACGUCUGCUGGCCGCCAAGCGGGCCCUCGCGGUCCGACAGAGCUCUGUCACCGAGAGCACAGCAGACAGUAUUGAGAUCUACAUCCCCGAGGCCCAGACCAGACUAUGAGACACACACAGAUAGAGACAGAGACCCUCCCCCACACACACACACACACACACACACACGCACCUACAAUGGUGCACGCAAACACCCACACAGGCACACACAGCACUGAAUGGCGAGGGUAGGGUGCUUGUAAUAUAAUCACAUCUUUAUUUACUUCAACAAAAGAGCGGGGACGGUCACAGCUCUAUAGUUGAGUGAGAAUACUGUAUAUUUAUGAAUUUUUAUCCUCUCCAUUUGAUCCUCUCCGUUGAACUUUCAGCUUUGACGUAGCUCCCCCCCCCCCACUCCCAGCGAUGUUUCUUCUUGUGAUGUCAACUCUUCUUACCGAUAUUCCACCAACCAAGUGACCUGUUGUCACCCAAACAACAGGUAUAGCAGUACCACAGCAUUGAGGCAUAAUGUAUCAUGUUUCUGAUUCAUUGGAACAGAAGGAAAGUUACUGAGGGAGGGGUAGUGUACUAGUGGGUCUAGACGGAGUGCUGUCAGGGCACACUAGCUAAUCCUGUUGGGUGUCAGAAAGCCUGAGACAGCAACUGUGUCCCACAUGACACCCUACUUCUUAAAUAGAGCACUGUUUUUGUGCACUACCUAGUGCACAAAAACAAUAACUACCUAGGGAGUUAUUUGAGACACAGCCAACCUCUCUACUCUGGUGACCGUGGGUGAGGCUGCUACUGUGACUCACAGCACGAUAACAGCAGACAAUAGGGAAACUCAGUCUCUUUCCCCCUGUGGGAUACUACUGUCACGGGGUUCACAACACACACUCACACACACACACACACACACACACACACGCACACACACACACACAUACGCAUGCACGUACACUCAUUUGAGGUAACUUACCUAAACCUGUUUGAAUUGUUAGGGAGAACACCUGAGACGUGUCUAAAACCUUCUGGAGACAUACGAGACAUCGACAGAAUGUAGCAGCGACCAUUGAAACUGUUUUAAAUGUUUCAAUUAGGAUUCAAUCCUAACUUCGAUUUAGUAAUAUUUUCACUUAGUCAUGCAUUGAUGUCAAUGGAAGACUAAGUAAACUUAAGUAAAACUUAGGAUUCGCCCCUUAUUAUUGAAAUCCAGGGAACAGCAGCUCUACAUGACUUGGCAAUGAAAUCACACACGUAAGCAUUUUAGUGAGUCACCAUAUUUUAAAAACAAUAAAAUGCAAAGAAAAAGGGUAUACACUAAUGGUUUGAUACAAUGAUUUUAGUCCAACACCUAUGAACACCUAGAUGUUCUAUUAGAGCAACACACAUUUAUCACACACUAUUUUGUUAUUGUACUUCCAGAGUACUCUGAGAGACUUUGCGCAGUAGCUGAAUCAACACAGUCCGAAGUUGUUCAACGUAGAAAAUAAUAUCAAUGUGCAAAAAUGACUUUCAUUUGUAAAAUCCAAACCUUUUAUAAAAUGGGAUUUGGAUGAGAGGUGUAGCUUGGGAUUCAUAGUAUUUACCAAUAAUCAAUACAGGUCUUUGUAGAGUAAAAAAAUCGAAUGAAUAAAUCAACUCUGUCGGACAAUGACACUAUUCCUCCUUUUCUCCAAAAGCAGUCUUUCCUGUUACAGGAGCAGUGGCAUGAUUCUGCUGUACUCUCCUAUGUCUGAACUUUAUAGGGGUUAUAGGUCAAAGGGUCACGUCCGUCUGUCUACCCUCAGAUGUGGUAGGAUUCUAGAGUUGACAAUGCCAGUCCUGCCUGGUAGUCAGGUAUGGAGUUAGGUGGGCUCAUGGCAAGCUCUCAGAGAGAGGUCAGUGCAAUGAAAUCAGGGUCUGCCAGAAUAAAAAUGGUGAUUGACAGUUUAGCAGACUCUCUUAUCCAGAGCGACUUACAGGAGGAUUUAGGGUUAGGUGCCUUGCUCAAGGGCAGAUAAACAGAUUUUCCACGUAGUCGGCUUGGGGAUUCAAACCAGCAACCAUUGGGUUACUGGCCAAGCGUUAUUAACCGCUAAGCUACCUGCUGCCCCGUUUAGUGUGCGAGUGGGUGCGUGCGUGUGAGUGUGCGUGCCUGUGUCUUUGAGUGCAGGUGUAUGUGUGUAUCUAAUGUGUAUGUGAGUAUAUGGGGUUUACCUGCUUGUUUCUGAAGUGCUUCCUAUUUUUCAAAGUCCAAACGGGUCUUUCUUUUCACUAUGGAUGUGUCCUAAAUGAUACCCCAUUCCCUAUAUAAUGCAAUACGUUUGACCCUUGGCCCAUAGAGCUCUGGUCAAAAGUAGUGCACUAUGUAGGGAAUGGGGUACCAUUUUGGCCUCUGAUUAACGUAGCAGAAUCGACAUACUGUUAGUCCGUACCUAAACAAGCCCUGCCUAUCAUUUUCAACGGAACGAUAUAUGCCUGCACGUAUAAAGAACAUACGACUGACUACAUAAUACGCAUGCCGACAUGAGCUAAUUGAAAUGUCUUCAUGUCAUUCUUUUCCUUUUGAACUUAUUUCAUUCUGUUUAUCAUAUUGUGCUGAUAAUACAAUGUGUCCUUAAGUUUAAAAAAAGAGUCGCCUACUGCCGAUGUUCCUUUACUUUAAGGGUAUCUUUAAAUGUAAAGUGUUACUAAUGUUCUACAUGACAAGAUAUUUUGUUAUUCUAUCAAACGACAGUGGGAAUUAUUUUCUCCGCAUCCAAACUGACACGCAACGCAACCACUUGAAAGUGAUAUAAAAAUAAUACAAAGUGUUUAAUGGUGUUUUAUGUCCACUGUUUAUUUAUUAAUCCCCAGAAUCAUUAUCAUUAUUAUUAUGCACUGACAAGGCCCUUAUGCUGUGUUUUAUGAUUCUCCUUCUUAUAUGGUUUUCUCUUUGGGAUGAAAGACACCUUUUAUUCUGUGUCAGUAAUCAGCCUUAAUUUAUAUUGUGAUAGUCAAGCACAAAUCAGCCUCAGGGGAAGAAGAAUAAAGCACGUGUGAUUGUC
Molecule: messenger RNA, 6072 nt
Organism: Oncorhynchus kisutch (coho salmon)
Lineage: Eukaryota; Metazoa; Chordata; Actinopteri; Salmoniformes; Salmonidae
Product: disks large-associated protein 1-like
Exons: 12
Coding region: 144-3173 (1009 amino acids)
Biological process (GO): signaling
Cellular component (GO): glutamatergic synapse; postsynaptic specialization
Molecular function (GO): molecular adaptor activity
Source: RefSeq, a predicted model, not a curated record